This is a messenger RNA of Colletotrichum acutatum, 1677 nucleotides long. RefSeq lists its product as uncharacterized. The record is from RefSeq and is a predicted model, not a curated record. NCBI's taxonomy places the organism in Eukaryota, Fungi, Ascomycota, Sordariomycetes, Glomerellales, Glomerellaceae. The coding region runs from base 334 to 1509 and encodes 391 amino acids. The transcript is spliced from 2 exons.
GGGAGCUCGAACUGCGGUAAGGGAAUACGCAACCCCCCCCAAGAGAACCCGCACCGUUGAAGGAAAAAGCUAAGGAGAGAAAAGGUAAGAAAGGUACCGUUGUUGAGAGGUAUCUAAGUCGCCAGCCUGCCGCAACGCAACGCAACGCAACGCACCCUCUCACUUACACCCUCUUUCUUCCCUUCCCUUCCUUUGACUUUGCUCCGAGUCCUCCCACUUCCCUCGCCUACCUACCUUACCUACCUUUUCACUCUUUCUUUUCGCAUCUACAACCUCUGGUCAAUACUUUAUUUUCGAAAGUGCUUUUGGCCUGUUGAUCAGAGGUUGCUCGAAAUGCCUGUGCCAAUCGCCGCCAAAGCCGGCAUUAUUGCUGUGUCUGUUGCCGUUGCAGCUGCUAUUGCCAUCUACGAGUCGCCAGAACUUCAGCGAUAUGCCAACGAUGUCCGGAGACGCAUCGCCAUGGCCUUACAUUCUUUGGGCGAGGGUUUCGAGCCCAACGACCGCCCGCCCAUGUUCAACCGACCCGAGGACGCCCAGGGUUUCCUAGAGUCCCGUGGAGGGACUGAAGCCGGAGUCGACGCCGAUGACGAGACCCGCCGCCGCCAGCGCGAGGAGAUUCUCUACUGGAAUGCCGUGGCCUUGGCUAAGAAGGAGAAGGAGAGAAUCGAAGCCCAAGAAUCCGGAUCGCGGGAGCUGCCACCGCCAGGCCCAGCGCGGGGCAGAUCUUUCGACGACUUUUUGCACGAGGACAAGAGUGGCGAGAAGGGAUCUUUCGUUUACAACACGGGCGCAACCACCUACAACGACGAGGGGCUUGUUCGACGCCGUCCCGAGGGUGUCCGCGGCCUCAACGCUUCACUUUACGCCAACCCUUUCGCUGACGAGCACCAGAUCGAUCAGGAAGAUUUGCCAGUCAUGGAAGAGCCAGUCAUGGAAGAGCCAGUCAUGGAAGAGCCCAGCUCCCUGUCCCCCGCCCACGACGAGGCCGUAUCAGACAUUUACAGCGCCACCACCCGCGACGCCGACGAACGCCCCCGAGACAUUGCCGCCACCAUUGCCCAAAUGCCCCCUCUCGUCGAUGUCUCUGAAGCUUCUUCCCAGUCUGAAAAGUCCACGACUCUCGACCGCGAGCUAGGUGCUGACGAGUACAUGACUGCCGGCCAAGAGAACCGCGAAGAAGCCUAUGCCUCCAUCCAAGCCUGGGCACAAGGGUCCAGCCCCUCCAACUUUUACUCACCGCUUCCCAUGUCGCCUCCCGUACCCAUGUCCGAGCCCGAGCUCGUUAGCGAGGGCGAACUCACCCCCACGGACUCGGCAUCUCUCGCUGGCUCCGGCGAGGACGUCGCCAACGACGCCGUUUCGUCUAGGGCUGGCGACAACAGCCGUUACUACGACGUGCUGAGCGAGAGCGAGGGUAUGAUGACUCCCGCGAGCUGGUCCGAAGUUGGAAGCGUCGUCAGUGAGAGCGAGACUCGCAGCGAAACUGCGCAGGCCCGUGUCCACGCAUAAGCGCGGUUUCUCGUCAAAUUUUCUUUGGUAUAUCACAAUCGAUUCAGUAAGCUCGCUCAAAGCACGGCGACGGGAGAUAGCAGGGCAAGGCGCAAAAGGAUCAACAGGACUGGGAAACAGGGCACUCAUAGAUUUUGGGCGGAUAGGCACAUGAAUUGAACUCAAAAC